CGAAAUGUAGCCCAACUUGCCAAGCCGCCUCCGCAAGAAGAAGCGUUGGAAUCGGAGGAAUCCAGCAUGUCUCUGCCGCAGACACUGGUUCGCAUUCCGACAGAACACGCUCCGACGCUCCAGGCGCAGGCCGAAAACGCAGCAGAGAACGCAGAGAGCAGUAUGGCUACGCCAUGAUAAGUUUCACGAGAGAUGGAUCUAUGGCCCGAAAAGCAAAACCUCCCUUGGGAAGCGACGAAUUUCGAACCGGAGGUACGUUUGGUCCCUGACUAGGUCAGCCUGUGUGGUGCUGCUGGUGCAGCAUACACGACCAGAUCUCUCGAGAUGCCUAUGGCAGAUGCACAUAGAAGAGAAGCCAUCAUUGGCUAAUGAGCCAGAACAAUGCGGAAGAAUGGCUUGGGAAGCUCACGUUGGAACCGUUGCCGGAAGCUACCAGUCUGUGGCAUGCCCAAGUGUUGGCGGAAAGCUACACAUUCUAGCGUCCUGUUCCGGCAGUUUGAUGCCGACGCUGGAUUGGGCAGGGAGGCUCCACCCCAAGUCAACAAACACUAACCUAACAAGUGAGGUGCGGGGUUCCAGACUCCCAAAUGGACGGGAAGGACGCGACUUGAGUCUGAACGCGUCUCUUAGUCAUCUCUAUCUGGGCUCACCCGUUGGCCGUUGCCAUUGCCACGGAGCCGAUGCAACGAAACGGGAGGUACCUCGCCCUCACCCUCGUGGCUACCCGAACGCCCUUGGCAAGCUGGCCCUGAGAAAUAGGUCGGGACUCGGGAGUGAGGGGAUCUAUCGAGCCUGCCGCGCCCAUGCUCAUUUGCUGUUGGUUGGUGGCUUUAUUGGCAGGACACUGACAAGUAGGGGAAAGAUCAAAUUGAAGCCAAUUUCCCGCCAUCUUGGUGGCUGUCAGGCUAGAAAUCCUCCUCUUCCAUGUCACUGUUUGUCUUGCUUCCAUUCCGCUUCCAUCUCAAAGCACCAAGCACUUUAGCCCAUCAUACUCGAAGAGCUCUUCUUUUUGGACACAUUCAGCCCUCUCCUCCACACUUUGGCUUGAACCAGAAUCAUACGGCCAAUACAAAGAGUACUGUGUACGAAGUAAGGAUACCUAGUGUUCCAGCCAAUAACCCCGCCAU
This is a messenger RNA of Colletotrichum godetiae, 1127 nucleotides long. RefSeq lists its product as uncharacterized. The transcript has a single exon. NCBI's taxonomy places the organism in Eukaryota, Fungi, Ascomycota, Sordariomycetes, Glomerellales, Glomerellaceae. The record is from RefSeq and is a predicted model, not a curated record. Bases 338 to 982 code for a protein of 214 amino acids.